Molecule: messenger RNA, 1506 nt
Organism: Tuber aestivum (summer truffle)
Lineage: Eukaryota; Fungi; Ascomycota; Pezizomycetes; Pezizales; Tuberaceae
Source: the annotation of a GenBank genome assembly
AUGUCCAACAACGACAUCUACCAAACGCCACUGGCAUCCCGCUAUGCCUCGGAGGAGAUGGCCCAACUCUUCUCCAACAAGAGACGUUUCCGCACCUGGCGUCAGCUCUGGGUGUGGCUUGCAAAGGCGGAGAAGCAAUUGGGACUGUCCAUCUCUGACGAGGCUAUUUCCCAGAUGGAAGCAAACCUCGACCUCACCGACGGGGACUUCAAGGUCGCGGAAGAGGAGGAGAAGCGGAGACGGCAUGACGUAAUGGCCCAUGUAUAUGCAUUUGGACAGGUGGCCCCGGCGGCUGCGGGGAUUAUCCAUUGGGGCGGUAUGUCUGCCAGUACUGCUAACCCUAGUUGACGCUGAUAUUGAUAUAUUGGGAAAUGAUUAGCCACCAGCUGUUACUGCACCGACAACGCCGACCUCCUCUUCCUCCGCCAAGGUCUCGACAUACUCCUCCCCAAACUCGCCAACGUAAUCCACAAACUCUCAAAAUUUGCUCUGGAGCACAAGGACCUGCCGACGCUGGGGUACACCCACUUACAACCGGCGCAGCUCACAACCGUCGGGAAGCGGGCCUGCCUCUGGAUCCAAGACCUCCUCAUGGACCUUCGCAACCUAACCCGCGCACGCUCUGACCUCGGCUUCCGCGGCGUGAAAGGCACAACGGGAACACAAGCCUCCUUCCUGGCAAUCUUCAACGGGGACCACGACAAGGUCGAAGAAUUAGACAGCCUGGUGACCCAAUUCGCUGGCUUCGAAUACGCAUACCCCAUCACCUCACAGACCUACUCGCGCAAGGUGGAUGCGGAUGUCAUCUGCGCCAUGAGCUCCUUCGGUGCUACGUGCCAACGCAUUGGCACGGACAUCAGGCACCUGGCGGCAGUGAAGGAAAUGGAAGAGCCCUUCGAGAAGGACCAAAUCGGCUCGUCGGCAAUGGCAUACAAGCGCAAUCCCAUGCGCAGCGAGAGGAUGUGUUCCCUCGGCCGACAUUUAGCGAACCUGUGCAAGGAUGCCUUCGACACCUACUCCCAACAGUGGUUCGAGAGAACCCUGGACGACAGCGCUAUUCGUAGGAUCGACAUCCCCCACGCCUUCCUAACAGCCGAUGUCCUCCUACGCAUCCUCGAUAACGUCGUUAGCGGACUGGUGGUCUACCCCGCCGUCAUCGCCCGUCGCAUCAGGGAGGAGCUCCCGUUCAUGGCAACGGAGAACUUCAUCAUGCGCAUGGUCGCCCUCGGCGCUUCGCGUCAGGACGCGCACGAAGCCAUCAGAGUCCUUUCCCAUCAGGCUUCUGCCGUCGUCAAGCAGGAGGGUAAAGAUAACGACCUCAUCGAGAGGAUCAAGAAGGACAAGUUCUUUGAGCCCAUUUGGGGUGAGAUUGACGGCUUGAUGGAUCCUCGGACUUUUGUCGGGAGAGCGCCCGAGCAGACAGCGAAGUUUGUCGAGAUGCAGGUUAAGAUAGCGUUGGAGCCGUGGACCGGAGCGCUGAGUGCGGCGGUUAGUGAGCUGAAUGUU